Molecule: messenger RNA, 2409 nt
Organism: Rhododendron vialii
Lineage: Eukaryota; Viridiplantae; Streptophyta; Magnoliopsida; Ericales; Ericaceae
Product: pentatricopeptide repeat-containing protein At5g21222-like
Exons: 5
Coding region: 270-2117 (615 amino acids)
Molecular function (GO): protein binding
Source: RefSeq, a predicted model, not a curated record
CCCUCAUUUCUGAUUUCUCACAAUGUUUGAGGAUAAGAUUUAAACAUGUACAUUUCUACACUACCCUUCUAUUGUCUUUACAUUCAGAUUCAGCUCUACCACUCUCUCUCUCUCUCUCUGAAGUCUGAACUCAAUGAGGGUCUCUUCUCUCUAAAGAGGAUAUGAGUUCAAAAGCAAGUUUUGUAACCCGGGUUUCUAGUCUUGUUGGUGGUGGUCAUUACCACUCGAAUGAAUAAGUCUGCCUUGAUAUCAAGUAAGGUAGAGAAGCAAUGGGAGAGUUUGAUAAAGACGUGGCCGAAUCUGUCAUCAGGGGAAAACACCAAAAUGGACCAAAUGCGAGCAAGAAAUGGGUCCGGGCAUCACCCACCAUGCAGGAACCAAAUCUCCACGAGCAGGGCCUAAUACGCCCGGUUUCAACUUCCAUAAGUUCACAACUCCAAUACCGCUGCCUUGUUUGUUCAGAGAAAAGCAGUUGCCCUACAGUUCGUUCAAGAACAAAGACAAUGAGUAUUUUGAUUGACAAACGAAAGCAUCAAGAAGCCCACUCCAUUUUCAAAGGCUUGAUGGAAGACGGACACAGGCCAUCUCUUGUAACAUACACAACUCUAGUAGGUGCCUUGACCCUCCAAAGGCAUUUCAAGUCGAUUCCUUUGGUUCUCUCUAAGUUGGAAGAUGACGGUCUGAAGCCCGACACCAUCUUCUUUAAUGCCAUGAUUAAUGCUUUCUCUGAAUCGCGCAAUGUUGAGGAAGCCAUGAAAAUCUUCAAGAAAAUGAAGGAGAGUGGAUGUAAGCCUACAAUAAGAACCUUUAAUACGUUGAUUAAGGGGUAUGGGAUGAUUGGCAAGCCAGAAGUAUCUUUGAAACUUUUAGAUCUAAUGUUGCGUGAAGAAAACCUGAAACCGAAUGAUAGGACGUAUAACAUACUUGCUCAAGCCUGGUGUAACAAUGAUAACAUUGAAGAGGCAUGGAAUGUGGUGUAUAGGAUGAUGAGAUACGGUUUGAGACCUGAUGUUGUCACUUACAACACGUUAGUUAAGGGUUAUACUCAGAAUGGGGAGACGAGUAGAGCUGAACGAAUGAUAUUGGCUAUGCUAAACAAUAAGGUGUCGCCAAAUCAGCGGACUUGUGGAAUUAUUGUUAAUGGUUACUGUAAGGAAGGUAAUAUGGAGGAUGCUUUGAGAUUUGUGUUCCGUAUGAAGGAACUCGGUGUGCCUCCGAAUCUCUUUGUUUUCAAUUCCCUCAUAAAAGGAUAUCUUGAUGAUACAGACACUAAUGGAGUUGAUGAGGCACUAAGUCUAAUGGAGGAAUGUGGGGUUCAACCCGAUGUAAUAACAUUCAGCACCAUAAUGAAUGCAUGGAGUUCAGCGGGACUCAUGGACAAAUGCCAAGCUAUGUUUGAUGACAUGCUGAAGGCGCGGAUUGAUCCGGAUAUCCAUGCUGUCAGCAUUCUUGCGAAAGGAUACGUUCGUGCUAGGGACCCCGAGAAGGCCGAAGCAGUCCUCACAAUCAUGGAAGAAUACGGUGUACACCCUAAUGUUGUAAUUUUCACUACAAUUAUCAGCGGAUGGUGCAGUGAUGGACAAAUGCAGCGUGCCGUAAAGGUUUAUGAGAAGAUGUGCGAAACAGGAAUUUCCCCCAAUUUGAUAACUUUUGAAACCCUAAUGUGGGGGUACGGAGAAGCAAAACAGCCAUGGAAAGCGGAAGAAUUUCUCCAAAUUAUGGAAGAGAAGGGUGUUCGGCCUGGGGAGAAUACCAUAAGGCUUCUUGCGGAUGCCUGGCGUGCUAUGGGAUUGGUGAGUGAAGCCAAUAGAAUAAUGCAUGGCGUUGAACAAGGGGAAAGAAUCACUUCAAAUCCAACUAAGAAUGAAAUUCCAGCAGAUAAUCCCGGAGCACAUAUAACGGACAAAAAUGGGUCUUUUCCUACCAGGUCAGUAACCCGGAUGGUGCUGAAUCGUUCGAGGUUCUCAUCCGAUAGGUUGAGUAGUUGGACUAAAAUGGGUUUUGCCUCGGAUUGGUGUGGGGUUGCAGCUAAACGGUUGAUGGUGUCCCAAUGUCAGCGUGACGUGCCAUUGGGAAUUUAUGCGCCAUAUCUGCAUUCUUGUAAAGUGGUGCUCUGAAAGGUCAUGCAAGGCACAGAUCUUCAGUAACUCCUCAACUGAGAUCUGUUGGCACGGAAGGAUCUUGGCAGCAUUCUGAGUAACUCGUCAACCAGGAGUUCCACCUGAAGAAGCAGGGGCCAUGGUAGCUGCAGAAAUAGGCCUUCAUUUUAUCUGGGCAGGAUCUGAUUUUGCUAGUUUAUUUAUGGAAUAUCUGCGCGCAAAUAUGUUUAUGCUGUUGCCAAUUGUUCUGGACAGAUAAGAUACUGUCAGUUCUAUAUAGAAGAAAUGGUAGUGGUUUUCCUUGGGUAAA